Hydra vulgaris (swiftwater hydra) is the source of this 5258-nucleotide messenger RNA. RefSeq names its product proprotein convertase subtilisin/kexin type 6. The record is from RefSeq and is a predicted model, not a curated record. Gene Ontology annotation, biological process: protein processing. Gene Ontology annotation, cellular component: trans-Golgi network; Golgi membrane. Gene Ontology annotation, molecular function: serine-type endopeptidase activity. NCBI's taxonomy places the organism in Eukaryota, Metazoa, Cnidaria, Hydrozoa, Anthoathecata, Hydridae.
UUUUAAUGGAUAGAAAAAUAUAUGUACUAUAUACUAUUUUAAAUAUAUGUUUUAAAGAAACUACAAAAACAGAAGUUUACAAGGGUAUAAUCUGUUAAAGCAAGAAGCGUGAUUUAUUUAAAACUAGAAUGCAUGUUAGUUUUCAUACACUUAGUUUGAUAAUUGCUACAUUUAUGCUACUAAUAUUGCCAGACCCUUCAUAUGCUUUAAAAAAAAAGAACUCAAGAAGCAAAAAGGAUAAAAAUCCACCAAAAACUGUAUUUAUAAAUACUUGGGCAGUUGUUGUAAAUGGAGAUGAUGCAAUGGCAAUGAAAGUAGCGGGAGAAAACGGGUUCAUAAACCUGGGAAAAGUAUUUGAAAAUGUUUACCAAUUUAUUCAUCGAGGAAUCCCGAAAAGGUUAAAGCGUGCAUCCUAUUCGAAAACUAUACAUCUUAACAAAGACAAAAGAGUUGCUUGGGCUCAGCAGCAAGAGUUAAAGAUUCGAGUAAAAAGAUCAAUAUCUUUUAAUGAUGUUUGGUGGCGAAAGCAAUGGUAUCUGUACAGGCAGGAUGAUGAUUAUUUUGGACAUGAUUUAAAUUUGCUUCCUGUUUGGAGAAGAGGAAUUACGGGAAAAGGUGUUGUGAUAUCGAUAUUAGAUGAUGGAAUUGAGCAUACACAUCCAGAACUAAAAGGAAACUAUGAUUCUAGAGCCAGCUUUGACUUUAAUAGCAAUGAUACUGAUCCUUCACCAAGAAGUAACUGGCGUGAAGAUAACAGACAUGGAACAAGAUGCGCUGGUGUUGCAGCAGCAGUUGCAAAUAAUUCAAAUUGCAUUGUGGGUGUAGCCUACGAAGCUAGAAUUGGUGGAAUUCGAAUGUUAGAUGGGGAAAUUACAGACUUGAUUGAAGCUCAAUCUCUCAGUCAUGAGCGUGGAUAUAUUGACAUUUACAGUUCUUCUUGGGGUCCACAAGAUGAUGGUGAAACAGUGGAGGGGCCUGGUUUUCUUACUCAAAUUGCUUUAGAGUUUGGAGCAAAAUAUGGAAGGCAAGGCAAAGGAAGUAUUGUUGUUUGGGCUUCUGGAAAUGGUGGAAAAUACCAUGAUAAUUGUAACUGUGAUGGGUAUACUAAUAGUAUUUACACAAUAUCAGUAAGUGCAGUAAGUUCUGUAGGUGCUCAGCCAUUAUACUCUGAAAGUUGUGCAUCAACACUUGUCUCAGCUUACAGCAGUGGAACAACUAAGUUUGAUCGUCGAGUAAUGACUACUGAUUUAAAUCAAGGAUGUACCGAUAGUCACACAGGUACUUCUGUAUCUCCACCAAUCAUUGCUGGUCUUAUUGCUCUUGCAUUACAAGUUAAUCCGAAACUUACAUGGCGUGAUGUCCAGCAUAUAUUGGUUGAGUCUUCAAAGUUGGACAAGCUCUUGGGAGAUGAUUUUAAAUACAAUGGUGCUGGAAAGCAGUUUAGUCAUCAUUUCGGCUUUGGAAUAGUAAAUGCUGAAAAUCUUGUAGACAUUGCUGAGGGUUGGGCAACAGUGGGUGAACAACAUUCUUGUUACCAUCAAAAGAAAAAUAUGCUCUACCCUCAUAAUCGAUUUAAUAACAGUUUCCCGAUUGUUCUGCAGUUUAAUACAACAGCAUGCUCAGGAACAUCACAAGUUGUUAAUUUUGUUGAACAUGUUCAUGUUGUUGCAACAUUUUAUCACUACCGACGUGGAGCAACUGAGAUAUCCGUUGUUUCUCCUAGCGGCACAGAAAGUUGGAUUUUAAAAGAAAGAAAAAUGGAUAUUCGUGAUGGAGAAUUUAAAAAUUGGAAGUUUUUAUCAAAUCAUUUCUGGGGAGAAAAACCCAAUGGUUUAUGGAAAAUAAAUUUUAUAAGUAGAGAACUUGAUGAUUAUGAACAAGGUUUUUUGAAAGAUGUAGAAUUCAUUAUCUAUGGCACUGAACAUCAACCUCAAAAGUUUAAAAAAAAAUCAGUAAAGCCGUUUUACAGCAAAUGCCAUAUACUUUGUGAUAGUGGAUGUGUUGGGGUUGGGCCCCAUAAUUGCGUUACUUGCAAAGGAUAUUUUUACAAAUCAUCUGAUAUUAAAUAUUGCGUUGAAUCAUGUCCAAUACAUAUGUACACUGUAGGAGUAAGUCACGAAUGUUUGCCAUGUCACAGUUCUUGCUUGUCUUGUGAAAAUGGAAAUCAGUCUAAUUGUUUGACUUGCCCAAUCCCUACAGCUUUGUUGAACGGAAGAUGUGUUCAGCAUUGUCCAUUGCACAUGUUAAACUACGCUGAUGUAAGUGGCCAUUUUGUCUGUCAAAAUUGUGGAUCAUCGUGUAGAACUUGCAAAACUCAUGCUGAUUGGUGCACAUCUUGUGAAAAUACUAAUAUCUUAGUAGAGGGUAAAUGCAUUCCAAAAUGUAAUGAUGGUGAAUGGUUUGAUAGUAAUGUUUGCCAGCCUUGUCAUUCAUCUUGUAAGACAUGUAAUGGAGGUAGUUAUUUAAACUGCAUCACGUGUCCUAAAACGUCUUUUAAUGAUGAAGAAGAUAGAUAUCUUUAUAAUGGACGUCAGUGUGUUCUUAACUGUCCUGUAAGAACAUAUCAUGCUAAUACAAUUGCUGGAGAUUGCUUAGAUUGUCCUGAAAACUGUUUGCAGUGUAGCAAUGAAGGUCGUAAAUGUGACAUUUGUUCUUUUGAUUAUUUUCGAGUUUCUGGUGAAGGGAAUUGCGUCAAAUUUUGCCCACAAGGUUAUUACACAGAUAUGAUUACAAGAAUGUGUGAAAGUUGUGGUCACCAAUGUGAAUCAUGUGUACCGGGUAAUUCUGCAGCUUGCACCUCCUGUUUUAAUGGUUAUUUUUUGAAGGGUCACGAAUGUGUAUCAAAGCUUGAAUGUCAAUCAAGAUAUUACGUUGAUGUUACUACUGGAAAAUGUAAACUGUGUCCUAUAAACUGUUCCUUUUGCGAAAAUGCAAACGUUUGCACAGCUUGUUUUUUAAAUUACUAUCUCACGACAGAUAAACAAUGCUUACAUAAAUGUCCUAGUGGCACAUAUGGUGUUGAAAGUCCUGCUAGUUGUGUUAAAUGUUCUAAAAGUUGUCAGGAAUGCAAUGGUCCAACAGUUUAUGAAUGUACUGUAUGCAGUCAAGGUAAGCAUCUGUUUCACGGGCGUUGUGUAGAAGAAGUUCCUGUUGGGUAUUUCGCAAGGCAUAAUGGGAUUUCUAGCGUAUGCGAGCCAUGUCACCAUACCUGUCAUGAAUGUUUAGGGCCCGAUAACUGUAUAUCAUGCAUUGGUGAGUUGGACAACCGAAACAAGGGGUGUGUUAAUCCAUGCCCAAAUCAAUAUCUUUCGCAAAAUAAUUGUCAGAGUUGCCAUCCCGGGUGCGGUUCUUGUUUUGGGCCUAACUAUGAUCAAUGCUUAGAAUGCAACGGAAAUUUCUCUCUUCACACAGAUACUCAUACUUGUCACAAAGUUUGUCAAAGGAAGUUCUAUAAUGAUGAAAAAACAUUAACAUGUAAACCAUGUCAUUAUUCUUGUGCUUCGUGUGUAGGACCAAGCUUUGAACAAUGUCUUACGUGUAUUGAUAAACUUUAUUUUCUCAAUAAUACAUGUGUUUCUCAAUGCCCGUUAGGUUGGUUUAAAACGUUUGAUCACGCGUGCGCUCGCUGUAGUUCACGCUGUAGUCAAUGUAUCUAUAACUUUGAUUUAUGUACAAAUUGUGGAACAAAUGAAGUUUGGCAUGAUUUCAAAUGUUAUUCUGCAUGUCCAGCUCAUAUGUUUAAAGAUAAAAGUAAUCGAUGUUAUCAAUGUCAUGAUAGUUGUAGCACUUGUGACGGUGCUUCUCCAAACCAAUGUUUAACAUGUCGUCAAGGAUUCAGUAUUUAUAACGGAAUGUGCAUUGAAGGAUGUACUGCUGGGUUUUUUUAUAGUCCUUUAAAAAACAAAUGUCUAUCAUGUAAUGGUAAUUGCUUACGUUGUUACGAAUUUUAUGGAAAAAUUUUUUGUACAAAGUGUAAUAAUUCAACUUAUUUACAACCAAAUGGAAUUUGUUCCCAUCAAUGCCCAAUAUUAUAUUAUCGAUAUCCAAAAGAUAAUGUGUGCAUGAAAUGUAAUGAUAAAAAUUGCUUAGUCUGUGAAGAGGUUUCUGGUACAUGUUUAUUAUGUCCACCAAUGUAUGAUCUGGUGAAUGGAGUUUGCAAAACUAGUUGUCCCAUGGGCACAUUUUAUAAUAAAAGUGACUAUUCCUGUUCAUCGUGUGAUUUAUUUUGUCGGUCAUGCAACGAUACUCGUUACUGUAAUAGUUGCAUAGAUAAUUACUUUUUAUUUGUAUCAAAUGAAGGAAAACAUCAAUGUGUGCAAAGUUGUCCUGAAGGGUACUACGAAAAAGAGAAGAGGUGUCAACCAUGUAAUGAUCAAUGUCUGAAAUGUAACAGCUCCUCUUGCCAUUCUUGUAUUCACCCAUCAGUUUUAUUUAAUUCCACCUGUAUUAAGAAUUGCCCUUUCGGAUACAUACGACAUAAAGAAAAUAAUGUUUGCGAAUCAUGUGAUCUAAGGUUUUUAGGGUGUUUGAACUGCAAUGAUAAAAUAUGCAUUCAAUGUCAACCUGGAUUUUAUAUGUUUAAUAGAUCUUGUCUAAGCAUUUGUCCCUCUGGUUUUGUUUUAUCAUCUGGUGCAUGUCAACCCUGCAAUAAGCUCCAUAGCAGAUGUAUAUUACAAACCCAAAGCACUUAAAUUCAUUCCAAUCAACAGAGUUUUUAAACGCAUUUGUAGUUUAUAGUAAGGUGUAUAUUGAAGCAUAGGUAGUCUUUAAUAAGGUGUAUACCGAAGCAUAGCUUUUAGUAAGUAUAUUGGAACUGUCACCAAUUACUAAAGUUACAGAGCUAAGAAGUUUUUGUGUUUUCAAUUAUUUUGAUAAUUUGGAAGAAAAUUCUAAAGGUUUAUGCAAAAUAUUAUUAUUACACAAAACAUUUCAUAGCUUAUCUACAAACUAUCAUAGUUAAUUAAAUUCUUCAAGGUCAUUGUUUUCCAGAAAUUUUUGUGUUAUGUCAUACAAAAAGCGAUAAGUGUAAUGCAAAAACGAUAGAUGUUAUGUAAAAAUUAUAAUCAUUAUUAAAGAAAUCGAUUUUAAUAAUUUGUGAAAGUUUAAACCAAUGCUUCAAGAGUUCCAUAUCGAUAACUUUAUUACUGAUAAUUCAGACAAUUAUAAUUUUAUCAGAACGCAUUUUUCAACUGAAAUAUUUUAUGAAUUGUUGGAAACGUUUAUUUUAUGAAUUGUUGGAAACGUAUAAUUUAAAGGUG